CAUCCAUUUCAAACAUUACAAACCACACCAUACUGUCCCAGACCCAGUGCCAUUGUCCUCUUCAUCAUCAUCAUCAGAGCCAACUCUAUCUCCCCAUAUUUUUAAGAACCAUGCAGACUUCAGAUCUCAUGUUGAUGCAAGUGUAAUGGCCCCACUUUUUCAGCUUCCUACGAGUGGUCUCCUACAGCUGUGUUACAGAGCCACGACAGGUCCAAACCAGGCUGUUGAGAGUGUCCAACCUUUUUCCCACAUAGACCACACUACACAUGGCACUGAGCUGAGCUGUAAAAAAUGUCAGAUGUUUUAUGAAACUUACAUAGACCUUAACCCCACACAAACUCAGUUACUAACCUGCGAGACCCAAACUCAGAGUCACUCACAAAUGUGGCAUGAUGCCAGAAUGCUGCGUCUUACAGCAAGUACUGCGAAAAAAGUCCCCAAGCGCCUCAAAACUGACCCAGAAAAGUUCAUCAGAGAACAUUUAUAUCCAACAUUCAUGGGUAACACAGCAACCAGGGCUGGUCAAGCCUAUGAGGAAAAGGCCAUCCAGAUGCUGGAGGAGAGAGGUAACUUGGUGGAGAGGAAAGGCCUGAUCCUACAUCCAGAGCAUCCCUGGUUUGGAGCCAGCCCUGACGGAGUCCUGAACCAGAAACAACUUGUAGAAGUGAAAUCUCCACAGGGAUCACUGACAGAAUUUCUGCAACGGCCUCGUGGAGAUGUCCGACCUCUGCAUGAUGGACCCAUGGAUGGUGGGCAGUUCCAUCUGGCCUUAAAUGGACAGGGUGGAUACUACCAACAGAUUCAGCUGACCAUGCUGUGUACGGGACUAGAGAGCUGCAAGCUGUUAAUUUGGACACCGAGCGAGAGCCUGGAAUUGGAUGUGCCUUUUGAUAAGGACUAUGCAGAGAAAGAAAUGCAUAGACUGCAGGGUUUUUACUUCAUGCACAUGCUACCCAGGCUGGUUGAUGAUUUCCUUGCCAGGAAGAUAAAGCUUUGCCUGAGGUACCUCGAGCUGGUAAAAAGUUAGGAGAGGAAGAAGAGGAAAGGGUUAAUGAAUCUCCAGGUCUUUUGUGAGAGUACACAAAUUAACAUGGGAGGCUAAAAUUCAAAUACAUGUUCGGUUAAAUGUUAAAAGUUAAAGAGAGUAAAGAGUAAAAAAAAAUGUUAAUUAGAAAAGAGUAAGUGAAGUGUAAGUGUUUGAAGAUAAAAGGACCACAGGAGGUGUUAUUCCACUCUAAAUUACAUUGCACUAUUCCAUAUUGCAGUUUGUUAAUAGUUCUGAUAUUUGUUAAAAGAUAGACUUCAUAAUGUGCACAUGUUCAACCACAAUACCAUACAAUGAAUUAAAAGUUG
Messenger RNA from Melanotaenia boesemani (Boeseman's rainbowfish), 1353 nucleotides. RefSeq lists its product as uncharacterized. The transcript is spliced from 2 exons. The coding region runs from base 146 to 1027 and encodes 293 amino acids. NCBI's taxonomy places the organism in Eukaryota, Metazoa, Chordata, Actinopteri, Atheriniformes, Melanotaeniidae. The record is from RefSeq and is a predicted model, not a curated record.